AUGCGAUCAUUGCGCGUCUCGAAGGGCCUGAGACACAGCCAGAAGCCGCUAAUUUCGGUAGCCCGGUGCCAACAACGCGCCUACAAUGCUGCCGUCAUCGGAGGUGGCAUCACUGGCCUGACAGCCGCCUGGCAGUUGGCGCAAGACCCCCAAUGCUCCGGGAUCACGCUUUACGAGAAGUCAGACCGACUUGGUGGCUGGCUCAGAUCUGAAACAAUCCCCGUACAAGGCGGAAACGUGGUGUUUGAGUAUGGGCCGCGCACGUUGAGAAGCGCAAUGCCAGCAUCGCUGCCGUUGCUUUACUUGAUAUCGAAUUUAGGCUUACUAGGCGAACUUAUCACCACGUCAAAACGGAGCCCUGCGGCGCUCAACCGCUAUAUCUACUAUCCAGAUCAUCUCGUCCGUUUGCCCACCCCCGACCCUGCUCUCUCAGUCAGCGAUAAUAUUCGAAAUGUCUUUCGCGCACUGAUGAAUGAGCCACUCUUUGAAGGCCUUCUACCAGCUCUCAUUCUUGAGCAUACUAAGCCUGCGCGGCCGCCAUCGAUGUGGCAGUCAGACGAAAGUGUCUCACAAUUCAUCUCACGACGGUUCAAUUCCCAUGUCGCAGAAAAUCUAGUAUCUGCGGUGAUGCACGGCAUCUAUGCCGGUGACAUUGACGGAUUGAGUGCCCAAGCGCUGCUGGGCGGAAUGCGCAACCUGGAGGAUGGUGGCAUCCUAUACAGCCUUAUCACUAAUUCAAUUCUCGGGAAGAAGACCAGGCUCAUGGAUGAUUUUCUGGCUGUGGAUGCAAUCGCUAAAUCACCAGAAGCACUAGAUCAAUCUCAAGACAUCUUUAAUGUGAUAAAGACCGCUAGUACAUUCACAUUCAAGCGAGGAACCCAACAACUCAUUGAAGGCCUGGUUGGUGCCUUGCAGGCAUCGAGUAAAAUUACUAUCAAAACGAAAUCAGAAAUCACAACCAUGAAACCCCUGGACCCUGGCCCUCAAAGCAAGCUAAAGAUUACCACGCCCGAGACUGGCAUCAGAUCAUACGACCGUGUCAUUGCUACAGUUCCCGUAACCUCUUUGACCAAAAUUCUGGACUCUGAACUGGACGCGAAACAGAAAAAGGCCAUCCAAAACAACUCUAAACCACUUGAUUUGACACCUCUCCAGUUUUAUUUGCACGGCCAUAAUGAACCGGGAACAACUGUGAUGGUAGUCAAUUUAUACUACUCAAAUCCCAACCUUCUCCCUGUUGAAGGUUUCGGGUAUCUAAUACCUCGAUCGAUUCCAUAUGAACAGAACCCUGAGUGUGGACUGGGUGUGAUAUUUGCAUCUUCUUCCAGUGUAGGAACGUCUGCUGUCGCGCCUUACGAAUCGGUUGCACAAGAUACCGCGCCUGGCACGAAGAUCACUGUGAUGUUUGGUGGCUGGUACUGGGACCAUCUGUCGCCUGAAGAUUAUCCAGACCAUGACACUGCUAUACGCAUGGCUCGCACGAUGCUUCAACGGCAUAUUGGGAUCACGGACGCCCCGACCGUUGCACGGAGCAGCCUACAAAAAGACGCCAUCCCUCAAUAUCGGCCUGCACACCUUGGCAAGAUGUACAACUUAUCCAACCAAAUCCGGGAUCAGUUCCAUAGGCGACUUAUUUUGGCCGGUAACUCAUGGACGGGCGUUGGCGUGGGCGACUGUGUGAGGCAGGGAAUUCUAGCAGCUACCCACGGCGUCGGCCGCCAUCAGCUCCGGGUUGGCUCUGGAGAGUGGUAUCCGUGGAAGGAAUACGAUUAUCAGAAUUGGGACUUGGAAGGCGGUAUCCCUACAGCGCCUGUGCGACACUUUGAGUCCAGCAUCUAA
This is a messenger RNA of Penicillium macrosclerotiorum, 1839 nucleotides long. It is a transcript of the gene hem14, whose product is annotated as oxygen-dependent protoporphyrinogen oxidase. The transcript has 3 exons. Lineage: Eukaryota; Fungi; Ascomycota; Eurotiomycetes; Eurotiales; Aspergillaceae. The record is from RefSeq and is a predicted model, not a curated record. The coding region runs from base 1 to 1839 and encodes 612 amino acids. Gene Ontology annotation, cellular component: mitochondrial inner membrane. Gene Ontology annotation, biological process: heme biosynthetic process. Gene Ontology annotation, molecular function: protoporphyrinogen oxidase activity, oxygen as acceptor.